Messenger RNA from Diceros bicornis minor, 5050 nucleotides. It is a transcript of the gene PPARD, whose product is annotated as peroxisome proliferator activated receptor delta. Gene Ontology annotation, cellular component: nucleus. Gene Ontology annotation, molecular function: nuclear receptor activity; RNA polymerase II cis-regulatory region sequence-specific DNA binding; zinc ion binding. The record is from RefSeq and is a predicted model, not a curated record. The coding region runs from base 1656 to 2981 and encodes 441 amino acids. The transcript has 8 exons. NCBI's taxonomy places the organism in Eukaryota, Metazoa, Chordata, Mammalia, Perissodactyla, Rhinocerotidae. Gene Ontology annotation, biological process: hormone-mediated signaling pathway; positive regulation of transcription by RNA polymerase II; negative regulation of transcription by RNA polymerase II.
GGAAUGAUGUCCAAUUUGUAGACCAUUCUUCCGAUCACAGCUUUAAUACUUCCCCUUUAUGGGUCUGUUGAUUUCCAGGAACUCUUAGGGAGAGACCGGCUGCUGAGUUGGGUGUGUGCCAGGGGUAGAGCUGGAGGCCUCGUCCAACUCUUUUCCCCUUCCAGGAAACAGGGCUCUGUGUCUUUCCUCUCUGGAUGUUUCGAAUACAUUUAAACCCUGAUACCUUAGUCUGUCUCAGCACUCAUUCCCACCCUCCACCCUAUGCCCCAUCCCCAAGAGCUAAGAGAAGUCUCCAGAAGCUAUGCCCCAGAGAAUGCCUUUGGUCCUCAACCGUUUUCCUCUGUACUAGCUCCAGAACAUUUUUUUCCUUUUGAGUUUUGAAAUAGAUUGCCAGCUGAUAGCCCUGGGGCUGGCAGGUGUCUGUCCCUUUUAUUAUUGGUGGCUUGCACCAGGUGCUGAUUUUCCCUUGUGCAUCUCUGACCACUGAAUGUGUCAGGGCCUCUUAUGUCAGUCACUGGGUAGGUUCUCUUGAAGGUUCUCCCUCUUUUUCCCUUGGGAGCUUAAUUUCCUGUGGAUCCAAGAGGGAGGAUGACACGGAAGUUCUGUUCCCUUUGCCCAGGUGUAUCAUGGGGCGUCAGGUCGAUAUCUGCCUGGGCAGGUUGUGGGGCUGCAUUAGUUAGUCCGUGUGAGGAACCUGAGUUGCUUCCAGUCACGGAGAUCAUCCUCUCUGGGGCUGGAGAGCCCACCACCUUUGUGAUGUGUCUGGGUGUUUAAUCUUCUUGCCAGGCAGAAAGUUCUUUUCAGAUGCCUUCAAUUUGAGCUCCUUUAUUUGGCGCAGGUCCCCUAGAGAGAUCUUCAGGAAAUAACAUAUCCUCUGUUUCUGCCCAAUCUGAUCUUGGAGGAUUCUGACAGCGUGACCCACUCUCAAGUUUAGAAUUGAAGGCCUGUUGUUUCACCUGGCUCUGGGUUUCUAGGUCUCCUCUUUUGAGGAUCGUGCUCUCUGUCUUUGAGCCAGAAUUGCACACAGAAUUGGCAACCUUCAGGAGCUGUGGUGGAGAGCCAACUGAACCAGCUAGACCAGACUUUAAAGUUUUGGAAUACUCUUAUGCACUGAGCCUUGUCUGUGAAAGGAAUAGGAUCAUGGAUGGCUGAGCCAGUCCCCUCUCUACUCACCCCUGAGCCCCAUCCUAAGCAGCACUUGAGGGGGAUUUGGGUAGAAUGGACCAAAAGGAGUUUUAAUAGGUCAUUCUGAUGAAGUUCAGGGUGUGUGUUUGGUGGUAAUUUAGUUCAGUCUCUGGCUGCCCAGGACUUCACCUGACUCGUGAGCAGUUUGCUUCUCUUCUGUCUUUGCUUACCCGUUAGGAGUACUCUCCACUGAGGCGGCGAGUGAGAAGGGCUUGAGAAGAGGUCAAGCCCAGUGCUUGUGGAGCAGCUUGGGCACCAGCAGCCCUGGCCGGAUAGUUUCUUGCGUGUUGCGUGGUGUUUUGGGCAUGCACGUGGUACUCACGCAGUGGCUUCUGCUCGCCAACAGAUGAGGACAGAUGCACCAAAGAGGCUGAUGGGAACUGCCCUGUAGAGGUCCAUCUGCGUUCAGACCUAGAUGAUGCCAGAGCUAUGACCGGGCCUGCAGGCGUAGCGCCGAGGGGAAAUCAGCCAUGGAGCAGCCACCGGAGGAAGCCCCUGAGGUCCGGGAAGAAGAGGAGAAAGAGGAAGUGGCAGAAGCAGAAAGAGCCCCAGAGCUCAAUGGGGGACCAGAGCAUUCAUUUCCUUCUAGCAGCUAUGCAGACCUCUCCCGGAGCUCCUCGCCACCCUCACUGCUGGACCAGCUGCAAAUGGGCUGUGACGGGGCGUCAUGUGGCAGCCUCAACAUGGAGUGCCGCGUGUGUGGGGACAAGGCAUCAGGCUUCCACUACGGUGUUCACGCGUGCGAGGGGUGCAAGGGAUUCUUCCGUCGGACGAUCCGCAUGAAGCUAGAGUAUGAGAAGUGCGAGCGGAGCUGCAAGAUCCAGAAGAAGAACCGCAACAAGUGCCAGUACUGCCGCUUCCAGAAAUGCCUGGCGCUGGGCAUGUCGCAUAAUGCCAUCCGCUUUGGCCGGAUGCCAGAGGCCGAGAAGAGGAAGCUGGUGGCGGGGCUGACAGCAAGUGAGGGGAGUCAGCACAACCCCCAGGUGGCUGACCUGAAGGCCUUCUCCAAGCACAUCUACAAUGCCUACCUGAAAAACUUCAAUAUGACCAAAAAGAAGGCCCGCGGCAUCCUCACCGGCAAGGCCAGCCACUCAGCGCCCUUUGUGAUCCACGACAUCGAGACAUUGUGGCAGGCAGAGAAAGGCCUGGUGUGGAAGCAGCUCGUGAAUGGCCUGCCACCCUACAAGGAGAUCAGCGUGCAUGUCUUCUACCGCUGCCAGUGCACCACAGUAGAGACUGUGCGUGAGCUCACCGAGUUCGCCAAGAGCAUCCCCAGCUUCAGCAACCUCUUCCUCAACGACCAGGUGACCCUUCUCAAGUAUGGCGUGCAUGAGGCCAUCUUCGCCAUGCUGGCUUCCAUCAUCAACAAGGAUGGGCUGCUGGUGGCCAAUGGCACUGGUUUUGUCACCCGUGAGUUCCUGCGCAGCCUCCGAAAGCCCUUCAAUGACAUCAUUGAGCCCAAGUUCGAGUUUGCUGUCAAGUUCAAUGCCCUGGAACUUGAUGACAGUGACCUGGCCCUCUUCAUUGCGGCCAUCAUUCUGUGCGGAGACCGGCCAGGCCUCAUGAACGUGCCACAGGUGGAGGCCAUCCAGGACACCAUCCUGCGUGCCCUUGAGUUCCACCUGCAGGCCAACCACCCCGACGCCCAGUACCUCUUCCCCAAGCUGCUGCAGAAGAUGGCUGACCUGCGGCAGCUGGUCACCGAGCACGCUCAGAUGAUGCAGCGGAUCAAGAAGACCGAGACGGAGACCUCACUGCAUCCCCUGCUCCAGGAGAUCUACAAGGACAUGUACUGAGGGAUGCGCCUAGGGCCUCCCAGCGGGCCUCCAGGAGACUGAGACUCAGGAGCAGGCGGACAGAGCUGGCACAGGCGCCACCCACGGGAUUUUCCUUUGACCAGCCCCUGAGCACUCCGCAUGGCUCCCAAGCAGUGGGAUCACACACACCCGUGCGCUCAGACACACGGCCUCUCGCUCCCUGUGUUCCCUUCCUUUGUCUCUCUCUUUCUUAGUUCCUCUUUCUUCUCUAAUCUCUUUGCUCUUUCUCUUCCUUUCUCUCUGUAGGUUUCCUUUCCCUCUUCCCUCCUCCCUUUCUCUCUCCAUCCCCAUAUCUGUCCCUCUUUCUCUUUCUGUGAGACAGUUUGUAUUAUUUCACCAGCAGCAUAGAACAGGACCUCUGCUUUUGCCCCCUGUCCCCCAGAGCAGGAGGAAGUGGGGCCUGCCCUCUGCACUAACAGUCACCUGCAAGGGUAGGGGCCUCACCUCUGCCCCUGUCUUCAUAUCAAAAGACUCGAGCCAUCCAAAGAAACACUAAGCUCUCUGGGCCCGGCUUCCUGGGGAAGCCGAGCAGGGCCUGGGCUGACUGCAGCAGCAGCCCCUAGUCCCUGGGUCCCUGCCCCGAGGGCCAGGACGCCUUCCCUAGACUGUCAUGCCCUCCUGAGGCUGAGGCUGGCACCCCCGACCCAGCCGAUGCCACUCCAGCAGCACGCCCCAGCCCCACUGAUACCCAGCGCUCUUUCUGUUCUUUUCAUGGGUCUUCCAGGCCAGUGUUGCUGAUGGCCCCCUGCGCUGGCCGCUGAGGGACACCCCGCCGCCUGGAAGGAGGUGGGGUUCCCUCCAGGUGGCGGCCUCCAUGCCCCCAUUAAAGAUGAGUGAGUCUCAAGGGAGGCGGAGGUUGGUAGGGAAGGCAGCCAGCAGUACACCUAAUUCUAACCCCAGGCUUUGGGGUCAGCCCCCAUCAUACUCUCCUACCCCCUGCAGCAGCCACCAAGUCCUGCCUACAUUGUGUCAGCACCACAGCUCCCAUCUCUCCACUCAGUGCCAGGGCCUGGCCUCAAACGUGACGCUCCUUUCUCCAGCCAGGCGGCGCUGGCACUGGCUCCAGCCCAGCUGACGCUCACACCCCACACACACGCCCAUGCACACUCCAUGUAGCUGCCUCUCCAGCACACACCACAGGCACUUUACCUGCAGGCCCCCCCGCCCCGAGGCAGGUGGGCGCCCAGAGGGGCCUACAGGUGGACGGGCAGAGCUGUGACCCUGUCCCCAGGGCUAGGGCAGAUCCCUUGGUGGGCAGAGGUGUCCUGCUGAGUCAGCCAAGCACCUGCUCACUGGAGGGGGUGCCAGGGGUAAACUGAUCCUAUUCAUUGUGACGUCCAUUUGUCCCGGCAGUUCUGCUCCCCUCCUUACCCCUGUAUUCGGCCCAGCGGGUCCCCCGGAACUCUCCCUGCACAGCCUCUGGGGACCGGGGACCUUGGCGGGCCCAGUCCCACUCCUCUGGCCCCUUCCCCUACCCUCCCUCUCCUCCCAAGUGAAGUGCACUUGCCUCAGAGGAGUGGCUGAAGGGUAGCGUGAGUGCUGUGUCUGAGCAGGAGGGUAGAGAGCCCGCCCAGGCUGCUCUUCCAGAGAGCAGGCUGGCUGGGGUCUCUGAGAAAGGUAGUGGAAGACGAGUGGUUAGAGCCCAGGCUUCCUGGCUCCUGUCUGGUCCUCCUUCCCAAGGGGCCUUUCCAUCUGCCCCUGCCAGUGCUGUGGUUUCUGUGCCUCCUGUGCCCCAGAACCACUCUCUGUUGGCAGGAUUCUUCCCUCUCCCCUCCCACCCUCUGCUGACCAGGGAGUUGGCUUGGGUGCAUCCUUUGGCCAGCGCUGUGAAGAAAGAGAUGCUGUGCCUGACCUGCCCCUCCCCGCCACACGCCCGUCCGCAUCCCCCACCCAGGUCUGAUGCUGAGAAUAUAGCUCUUCUCAGUGUCUGAACAAUCUCCAAAAUUGAAAUGUAUAUUUUUGCUAGGAGCCCCAGCUUCCUGUGUUUUUAAUAUAAAUAGUGUACACAGACUGACAGAACUUUAAAUAAAUGGAAAUUAAAUAUUUAA